AUGGGCCAAUAUUUUCGCCUUAUAGCACCUCGCCGUCGCGAGGUACUCUCCUGGCAUGGCAAGCUUGGUGAAAUCCUUUUUGAUGGCUCCGCGUCUGAGCUUGUUACCCUCUUUGCUAGACCGGUAUUACCUUUGAAUGACACGGAAGAAGAGCCCGAAAAUAAAGCCGUUGCUGUUCAGGGGGCGGUUGUUCCGCAAAAACGACGACGAGAGUCAGGCAGCGAGCCAUCUCAUUCCCAAGAAUAUCAACAAGAAAAAGCUGCUCGCUGUCGGCUCCUUGAAGUUCCUGCUGAGAUCAAGUACAUUAUCUUCGACUUUUUGAACAUUCAGGACGUCUUUCUCUUAGGCAUUACCUGCAAGCAACUUUGGGCAAUGACGAAACCAAUAUUUCAACGCCACUUUGCAGCAUACUUGGGUACUUGGGCUGGGACACCCAUCGUUUGUGCUGGUGACGAAACUGAUCGUGGUAGAGAUGCUGCUUACCCUCACGGACUACUGUCCAAGGAUGAUCUUGAUGAACUCCAUGAAGGGCUAGACGUAGAAGAAUUAGAGCAUGAUUUGGAAGAAUACGCCGAGAAGCCUGUCAAUCUGUUCUCAAUAGCUCAUGCUCGAUACGAUUUCACUGAGGGGUACAUUUCUUUUCCCCAGGACUUGCUGGGAAUUGCUCUUGACUGCAAACGCCCUUACCCGGAGGACAGACUUCGAGUAGCAAACCCGCGCCCUUCUUCUUUCUACCCACCCGACCAGGAAUGGGUUCUUAGAAAUCUGACAACCCAAGAAUUCGUUCGUCCCACGGCUAUUGCUUUGAAUGAGAAAUACAUUUCUGGUCCGUACAUCCGUUUACUAGGCUAUGGCGAAGUUAUCCUUUCAAGGAUCUGCUGGUCCACGAGUGAUUCUACGUCGAUGUGCUGGGAGGGAAUCCAUCAAGGAGUGUGGGCCGGACAUGCUCUGGAUAUUGUCCCCUCUACCUACCUGGAUCGUGGGGGCCCGUGGAAAGAUAUUAGCGAUGAUGUUGCGAUGGAUAUCGCAGAGAUUUGGAAAAGUGAAUAUGGCGAUGACUGGAGAAAUAUCUUAAGCAAAAAUUAG
Ophidiomyces ophidiicola is the source of this 1086-nucleotide messenger RNA. RefSeq lists its product as uncharacterized. The record is from RefSeq and is a predicted model, not a curated record. Lineage: Eukaryota; Fungi; Ascomycota; Eurotiomycetes; Onygenales; Onygenaceae. Gene Ontology annotation, molecular function: protein binding. Bases 1 to 1086 code for a protein of 361 amino acids. The transcript has a single exon.